Messenger RNA from Mercurialis annua (annual mercury), 1959 nucleotides. RefSeq names its product aluminum-activated malate transporter 10. Bases 259 to 1728 code for a protein of 489 amino acids. Gene Ontology annotation, cellular component: plant-type vacuole membrane. Gene Ontology annotation, biological process: malate transport. NCBI's taxonomy places the organism in Eukaryota, Viridiplantae, Streptophyta, Magnoliopsida, Malpighiales, Euphorbiaceae. The transcript has 6 exons. The record is from RefSeq and is a predicted model, not a curated record.
GUUAACAUAGUGCACAACAAGUACCAAAUGUGUCCUUUAUAUAUGCAUAUACGGUCAUCUUCACUAGUCACAAACAUUGGUCAUCAUUAAUCACCAAGCACCAACAAUAUCGCCUCAAUUCCCCAUUUGCAUGGCAUGAGUAAUACUCAUCACUUGGCAAUAAUUAACUAGAGAGCUUGAUCCAUAGAUCGAUAAUCGUCUCUUUAAUUAUACACAUCGCUAUUGAAGUCUCACCGAACAGCUUGAUAUAAUUUCAUUAUGGCUCCGGAAAAGAAGGCAAUAGAGGGAGUUGAAUGGAGGAUAAAUGUAGGAGAUGGGUCUUCAAAGAGUUUAGUAGAGGAAGAAAGAUUUGCAACUAGGAUUUGGCUUGGUAUAAAAAGUUUGAUAUUGAAAUUUUUGAUAUUUUUCAAGAAAGCUAGGGAUAUUGGUGCAAAUGAUCCAAGAAAAAUAGCUCAUUGUGUUAAAGUAGGGAUGGCACUUAGUGUUGUCUCACUUUUCUACUACGUGAGACCUUUGUAUGAUGGUGUGGGAGGCAAUGCUAUGUGGGCUAUUAUGACUGUUGUGGUAGUCUUUGAAAACACCGUUGGUGCAACAAUAUGCAAGUGUUUGAAUCGAGUGUGUGGAACUUCUCUUGCUGGAAUGCUUGCUUUUGGUGUCCAUUGGGUUGCUACUAAAUCAGGAGAGAAAUUUGAGCCUUUAAUUGUUGGAGCCUCAAUUUUCAUGCUAGCUUCUGCAGCGACCUUCUCUCGAUUUAUUCCGUCGGUUAAACAACGAUUCGAUUAUGGUGCCAUGAUCUUCAUCCUGACGUUUAGCUUGAUUACUGUGUCUGGAUACAGGGUGGAUAAAUUGUUUGAAAUGGCUCAUGAUAGAAUAUCAACCAUUAUUGUUGGCACAAGCUUGUGUAUUUUUGUAAGCAUGCUUAUUUGCCCCAUUUGGGCUGGUCGAGACCUUCACACUCUAACCACCACCAAUAUGGACAAACUUGCCAAUUCCUUAGAUGGUUGUGUGGCUGAGUAUUUCAAUUCUAAUGAAAGUGACGAAGAAUCUGAUAAAAAAAUACUUGGCUACAAAUGUGUUCUGAGCUCAAAGGCUAGCGAAGAAUCCAUGGCAAAUUUUGCCAAAUGGGAACCUGCUCAUGGAAACUUCGGGUUUAAACAUCCAUGGAAACAAUACCCGAAAAUCGGUGCCUCCAUGCGCAACUGUGCCUACUGCAUCGAAGCUCUUACUAGCUGCAUUCUUUCAGAAAAUCAGGCUCCUGACUUGAUAAAGAAUCAACUAAGAGACGUGUGUCUGAAAGUGAGCUCAACUUCUUCUACUGUCAUAAGAGAGCUAUCGACGACUAUCAAGACAAUGAAAAGAUCAUCCGACAUAGAUUUCUUGUCCGAAGAAACGAGCAUUGCAGUCGAAGAACUUCAAGAAACCUUAAGAACUCUAUCAAAUCUACAUAAUCCACCAAUCAAUAUCGGUGCAGAGACGAACUCUGCUGCAGCUGAUGAAACAGAUGCGACACUAGUCCCUCUUAUAGAAGUUAUUCCAUUAGUAACUUUUGCUUCUUUGCUGAUAGAAAUUACUACCAGAAUCAAAGGUAUUGUUAAUGCAGUCGACGAACUAGCAAAUUUAGCGGAAUUCAAGGUAGAAGCUGAUGAAAAUUGCGAUAAAAGUCGAUCAAAUAACAGAGUUGAACAAGAUUUAGAUGAGAAAACUAUGAAAACUCUUCAAAAAGUUUGAGCUUCUUUAAUAGUUUCUUGCCUUAAUGAGUUAUGUCAACCGCUAGAUAUGUGCUUGAAUUUUUACAAGCUGAGAAGUUAUAUCAGAAUCUCAUCAAAUUGGAUUAUAUCCAUUGUAUGGUAGCUUUAGUAGAAUUCCUGAUGAACUAUUAAUAAUUGUCAAAAUCAGGAAAAACACUGUACAUGUUUUUAUGUAACUAUCAUAAAAUCAAUAAUUACAAGGACUCGUAUA